AUGGCUCCUCAAGCCAAGUCCGCCGACGCGCGACGCAAGUCCAGUGCAAAGCCCACGCUGCUCGUCACUCUCAAGGUGUCGCCUGACAAGCUUCGCGACCUCGUCGAUUCCAAGCCCGCCAAGGAAGACUCUCCCGUCAAGUCUGAAAAGGAAAACAUCAACUCGCCCGCCGCCGACACCGUUUCUGUCACUGGCUCGCAACCUCCUGCCAGCAACUCGAACGGCGAUAAUGCUUCAGAUUCGAAUGCUGCUACACCUGCUGCCGAUGCAACUCCUGCCGAUGGAACUCCAGCUCCUUCAGCCAUGGGCCCUCCCGUCGAAGGACCCAAGAAGAAGGGUGUCAAGCGAUCGGCUGCCAAUGCCAACGGAAUAGAUGGCGUUCCCAAGCCACGAGGAAAGCCGGGUCCCAAGAAGAAGCCUCGUUUGGAGGACGGGACAAUCGACCACUCAAGCACGGCCAAUCGACCGGCUGGAGGCCACAAGCUGGGCCCCAAGGCGAACCAAGGUGCUAUCAAUGCCGGCCUUCGCGCCCUCGACCGGUCUGGCAAGCCGUGUCGCAAGUGGAACAAGGGCGGCUUCACGCUCAAGAGCUUUACUGGCGUCGUCUGGGAAAUCCCACGCUGGACGGCACCCCCAAAGAAGGGUCCCGAGUCCAGCACUGAGGAUUCUGCUACCGUCUCAGCUGAAGGUAGCAGCAAGGAGAACAAGGUCAACGGCCAAGAGGGCAACAGCGCCAGCGCCAGCAACAGUGGUGUCGACGUCGAGAUGCGCAGUGCAUCCAGCGUCCACGGCGCAUCACCAGCACCGGUGCCUAUUGCCGCUGCCUCAUAG
This is a messenger RNA of Fusarium keratoplasticum, 831 nucleotides long. RefSeq lists its product as uncharacterized. NCBI's taxonomy places the organism in Eukaryota, Fungi, Ascomycota, Sordariomycetes, Hypocreales, Nectriaceae. The coding region runs from base 1 to 831 and encodes 276 amino acids. The transcript has 2 exons. The record is from RefSeq and is a predicted model, not a curated record. Gene Ontology annotation, cellular component: Ino80 complex. Gene Ontology annotation, biological process: chromatin remodeling.